This is a messenger RNA of Brugia malayi, 2247 nucleotides long. RefSeq lists its product as uncharacterized. The record is from RefSeq and is a predicted model, not a curated record. NCBI's taxonomy places the organism in Eukaryota, Metazoa, Nematoda, Chromadorea, Rhabditida, Onchocercidae. Gene Ontology annotation, biological process: SRP-dependent cotranslational protein targeting to membrane; post-translational protein targeting to endoplasmic reticulum membrane. Gene Ontology annotation, cellular component: Sec62/Sec63 complex. The transcript is spliced from 13 exons. The coding region runs from base 1 to 2247 and encodes 748 amino acids. Gene Ontology annotation, molecular function: RNA binding; transmembrane protein transporter activity.
AUGGGUCGUGCACAGUUUGAAUAUGAUGAAGUGGGUAACACAUUCUACUAUGUUCUAGUGUCAUUUUAUGCCUUGGUGCUUAUACCUGCAACAUUUUUUUUCUGGCCUUCAAGUAAAUUAGAUAAAUCUGAAAAAAAAGAGCACUGCUACUGCGAGGGAUGUACCGAAAAGCGUAUUAAAGCAGAAGCAAAACGUCCAUGGAGAAGAACUAAGAAAUUUCUAACUUUUUUAGCUUUAGCUUUAGCAUGGAUUUUAUUUUUUAUCAUUGUACGUAAAGUAACGCAAAUUGAAGUUGAGCAUACCGAGUAUGAUCCAUACGCUAUACUUGGCAUCGAUCAGGGAGCGGCUAGCUCGGUUGUGAAAAAGAAAUAUCGCGAAUUAAGUAAAACAAUGCAUCCCGAUAAGGGAGGUGAUCCUGUGCAAUUUGAUCGCAUCGCAAAAGCAUAUCAGGCAUUAACUGAUGACGAAAGCAGAGAAAAUUGGGAGAAAUAUGGAAAUCCGGAUGGACCAACUGCGACUACGUUUGGAAUUGCAUUGCCGAAGUGGAUAGUUAGUAAGGAAUACGGUGUUUGGGUGCUUGCAUUUUACGGCUUCGUCCUUAUGGUUUUGCUUCCUUCAGCUGUUGGGAUUUGGUGGUACAAUUCCAUCAAAUAUAGUAUUGAUCAAGUAUUAUUGGAUACUACGGAAAUGUAUUAUUAUUUUUUCCAUAAAACACCGAAAAUGGAAAUAAAUCGUAUUUUAAUGGUACUUGGUGGUUCAUUUGAAUUCUGGAGACAAUACAAUAAGGAAAUUAUAGAACGUGAAAGUGACGAUAUUGAGUUGCCACCACUCAUCAAACAGUUUAAAAAUUUAAGUGAAAAUAAGAAGGAACGACCUCUUUGUUUGCCGUAUUCUCUAAAGGCUCGCUUCUUUAUCCAUGCUCAUUUGUCGCGUUUUACAAUUGAUUCAUCCAAUUUAAGAAGUGAUAGUGCUUAUGUGAUUUCUAAAUGCGUUAUGCUUACCAACGAGAUGUUAGCUAUCGCCCAGCAUUUAUGUUUCUACGGUAAUCCUGCACGUUGCCCAUCGUUGGAUACGAUCGAAAACUUGGCAAAAUUAUUGCCAAUGAUUGUCCAAGCGCUGUGGCCAAAAAAUAGUCCUUUAUUACAGUUACCACAUAUCACAGAACAAAACUUGCAUUAUUUCCGCCGUAAUCGUAUAAUCACUUGUGCAGACCUUGCAAAUCUAAACGAAAUCAAGCGUCGUCAGGUAUUGCAGUCGUUAAGCGAUGCGGAAUAUAAUGACAUAGUCUUUGUACUGCAGUCUAUGCCUAGGUUAAAUAUCGACCCUCAUUUUGAAGUGCAAGGUGAAGACGACGCUCAAAAAGUAACAGUUGGUUCUGUUGUUACCUUAAAGAUUAUUUUAACGAGAAGUUCGUUGUUAGAUUUAAACAAACGGGAGGAAGAAAUGCGCGAGAUUAAUGAGAAAGACGCAGAACCAAUGGAAAUGAUGGAUGAUGAGGAGGAAACAAAUGAAGAAAGGGACAACAAUGUGCCAAAGAGAAAAAUAUGGGAGAAGCCGAAGAAGAAACAAAAUAGAACAAAGCCAACCAGAAACAGACAAGGACAUAAAGUUAAAGUAGUAAAAAGGGUUGUGGUUAAAGUAGAUGAAAACAACAAACUGAAACUAGAAGACCAAAAGAAGGACAGGAAAGAGAAUAAUGAUGAUAUGGAGACAAAUGGCGAUAGCGAAAAUGAGGAGCUGAGCGAUUCGGAAAAGGGCUAUGUUAAAAACGGAAACGAGAAGGAAAACGGUAGUGGUUCUGAAGGAAUGGAUGAGGAGGAAUCUGAUAAUGAAGAUUGGGCGAAUGAAAAUAUGGUGAAAAAAGAGUCUAUUUUAGUAAGUAGAAGUAAAAAAACUCAUGCAGUACACUGUCCUUUCUUUCCGGGAGAAAAAUUCGAGUGGUGGUGGUUACUACUGGUUGAUAAGAAACUUCGCAAGCUGGUUGUACCGGCAGUGCAUUGCACAACACUUCUUAAUGAGCAGACGGUAGAAAUAAAGUUCGCGGCACCGCAGCACAAAGGCAUUUAUUACUAUAAUUUAUUAGUUAAAUCGGAUUCGUAUAUGGAUUGUGAUUAUUUGCUGGACCUAAAGUUAGAUGUACACGAGGCGAAGGAAGUGCCUAUAAUAAAAUACGAGGAUUCAGAUGAGGAAGAGCAGUUGGAGGAUUCAUCUGAUUAUACAGAAGAUUCGGAAUCGGAACGCGAAUAG